Messenger RNA from Galleria mellonella (greater wax moth), 991 nucleotides. RefSeq names its product mannose-P-dolichol utilization defect 1 protein homolog. Gene Ontology annotation, biological process: oligosaccharide biosynthetic process. The transcript is spliced from 4 exons. The record is from RefSeq and is a predicted model, not a curated record. Lineage: Eukaryota; Metazoa; Arthropoda; Insecta; Lepidoptera; Pyralidae. The coding region runs from base 166 to 909 and encodes 247 amino acids.
ACAAUUCUUCUAUCUGCCAUCGAUCGACAACUCAACUUCCAUGUAGUAAAAAAUCAAAUCAAAAUCCAUAUAACUUUGACUGUAUCCUAAGAUUAAUUAAUAUUACUGAUACUAUUUGUUUAACUUUAUUUAAUGCUGAUUUUUUUAAGAAAAUAAAUUGAUACAAUGGGCGACGUUAUCAAAAACGUUGUAUCAUCAGUAUUUUCUCCUGAAUGUUACGAAGAAUAUUUUACGAAGUUUAACUUUCUUGACGUACCAUGUUUCAAAGCGACGUUGAGUAAAGGACUUGGAAUUGGUAUUAUUGCUGGCUCAAUAUUGGUGAAAGUGCCACAAAUUCUAAAAAUCUUAAACAGUAAAAGUGCUCAGGGCAUUAACUUUUAUGGAGUUUGUUUAGAACUAUUUGCGAUUACUGCCAAUUUUGCAUAUAGUUAUGUUAUGAACUUUCCCUUCAGUGCAUGGGGUGAAGGAACAUUCCUAGCUAUUCAGACUGCAAUAAUAGCAGCACUUGUUUUACAUUACGGAGGUACACCUGGGAGGGCAGCUGCAUUCUUAGCAUUGUAUGUCGGACUUGUGUCAACCCUAAUUAGCGGAUAUACUCCUACAGAUAUAUUAUGGUCAAUGCAAGCUGCAACUGUACCCAUAAUUUUAGUAGCAAAGGCAAUCCAAGUUAUCACAAAUUACAAAAAUGGUAGCACAGGUCAAUUAUCAGCUGUCACCUGUCUACUUCUAUUUGGUGGCAGUGUAGCUAGAAUUUUCACUUCAAUUCAAGAAACUGGAGACUUUAUCAUUAUUCUUACAUUCUGUGUAUCAACAGCCGCCAACGGUGCAUUGGUAUUACAACUGUUUUGGUAUUGGAAUGCAGACAAAACCAACAAAAAUAAGAACAAGAAAAAGAAGAAGCAUGCAUAAAAUAUCGUAAAUGUUUUAGAACAAAAUUAUUAUAAUUUAUAUAUAAAUUAUGGUAGGUAAAAAUAAAAGAGGUCAUAUUUUA